Messenger RNA from Nicotiana tabacum (common tobacco), 4342 nucleotides. The record is from RefSeq and is a predicted model, not a curated record. NCBI's taxonomy places the organism in Eukaryota, Viridiplantae, Streptophyta, Magnoliopsida, Solanales, Solanaceae.
CCCUCACCACCCUUGUCUUGCUGGUUAUAAUAUUUGUUUAAGCUGUAAAACUUAGUUUUGGUAGACCAAUUCUAAUAUAAUCAUAUACUAUAAUUUUAAUAGAAAAGGACUUGCCCUUUAGAAAGGUCAAAAGCCAUAUGAAACAGAAAAAAUAAAAAAGAAACAGAAAAAAAGAAUGAUUUGGUAAAUGAUGCUGCUCUUUGUCCUUAAUUAAAGUCAACUGUAACGUGACAAUUAAUGCAAAUUGCUGAUACAAAAUUUGAAUGGAAAUUUAUUGAGUGGUUAUAUGACAGCUGGCAACUAAUAUAAAAUUCCAAACAAAGAGGAAAGAAAAGAACCUCAUGAGUAGUAUAAAAUGUUAUUUUGAGUGCAAAGGCUUAGUAUCAAACCAUAUGAAUUGCUCUCUCCUUCUUCCCUUUUGCAGUUCAACUUCAUCACAAUUUCUUUUGAUCACUCACCACUUGUGAGAAAAGAUGUCUUCUAACCAAUAUCUGUCUUCAAAGAAUCGUCUUUUUGAGCAUCUGCAACAACUUGACAAUAUUUUGUACUUCCCUAAAACUUUUAUAGAUAUGGUCAAGUUCUUUAAAAACGAAUUCAAAUUCCUGGAUAUCUUUUUCCGCCUGCAGAGCUUCACACAUGAACCCAACUUGCUAGAUGUCACUCAGAAAAUCCAAUCUCUUUUUCGAGAUGCUGCAGUUGAGUUUUCUGAAUUGCACCUAGACAACUACUGUGAUUUCAAUAACUCGGUUCAAAAUGAGAUUUGGUCGAUUAAGAUGGAAAUUAAAGCCAAAUACUCCUUUCCUAAAAUAUCAUUACCACUUUCAGCCAACAAGGAUGGCAUUGCUAUUCCCAAAUUUGUAACAGAAUUUAUCCAUUCCGUGGUAGAGAAUCUUCCUAAUCUAGUGAAGAUUGAUGAUUCGUGUUCACUUCUUUAUGUUCCCGAAACAAUGGAACAUGUGGAUGUUAUUUUAAAGGAAGUGAACUUGCUGCAUAAUUUCUUCUGCUUUGUUUCAGAGAGGUUUGUAGAGCCUCAGAGCCAACAUCUUGCUGAUUUCUUCACUCAUGUUUUAGCUGUGGCUGGCUACGCAUCAACGUUUUUCUGGUUGUAUUUACCAGACUUGGCUCCAGAAGAAAUAAAUGUUUUGCUUUCUGAUUUCUUGCGAAUGAGGAUUAAGCCCAUUCAACCAUGCAUCCGCGAGAUCUAUGUUAAUGUCUUGCAAUCUUUGAAGGCGACAAUACAGUCAGGAUGGUAUCCCAACAUCCAACGUGAGCCAGCAGCUGACACCGAAGCCAGUUUUGUGAAGAUAAUUCUACACAAUUUGGCGGAACUGCCAGCUAAUAGCAACUCCAGUCAGAGAGUUGCUUUGAAUGAUCACUUGGCAAACCUUCAGGAGAUGCUCAACCUCUUGAGAGCCAAUAUCAUCCAUGCGCCGAUACAAGAUCUUGAACUUCUGUCAGUUCUUCGAUAUAUUGACACUGUCAUUAUUGAUGUAGGGCUUCUCGUUUACUCGUUAUAUAAAGGCGAGGAUGAGGAGAAGGAAGACAUAGCACUUGCAGAAGUGAACCCUGCACAAGUUCUUGAUCAGUUGCCGGGUAACAUUCAACACAUAAUUAGCGCAGUGAUUUAUCCCACCAUUCGGAAGGCGUUCCAAUCUAAAUUGCCAGGGAUUAAUGGACUAGGCUAUGUUGAUUUCCUUUUAAACAACUUGAAGGAGUUCCAAAGCCGCCAUUCAGAUUCACUAGCGUCUGUCACGAAACAACUUCAAAUCAUUCAGAAGGAUUUUGAGAGCUCCCAACCUUUUCUGAAGGCUGUUUCACAAGCGCAACACAAUGACCUCGACAAAAUUCAAAGUUGUGCUACACAAUUGAUUAACAAAGCAUAUGAGGUAGAAUAUAUUGUUGAUGCUUGUAUAUGCAAAGUUCAUGUCUGGUGCCUAGAGCAUUGGCUCUUGGAUAUCAUGGAGGAGAUUACUCUUAUCACAACAGACGUAGCAGAUAUUCAAGGGAAAAACAUAGUUGAGGAUGCAAUGGAUACCGGCACAAUUCAUACAUCAUUAAAUUGGGCAAGGUCUCCAAUGAUGAAUGAUGAACUUGUGGGUUUUAAGGACGUCAUAGAAGAUCUAAGAUACCUACUAAUAAGAGGAACCAGAGGGCGAGAUGUUAUAUCAAUUGUCGGCAUGCCGGGUCUAGGAAAGACGACUCUAGCCUACAGACUCUACUCUGACAGGUCAAUUGUUUCUUACUUUGACAUUCGUGCAAUGUGUUGUGUGUCUCAAAUAUAUUCACGUAAGCACUUGUUACUGGCAAUUCUACGUGAUGUUAUUGGUGAGGAUUCUAAACGUAGAGAAAAUCAUGCUGAUGAGUUAGCUAAUGAGCUUCGCAAAGCUUUAUUCUCCAAAAGAUAUCUCAUCCUUGUUGAUGACGUGUGGGAAGCUAGUGCGUGGGAUGAUCUAAUUGGUUGUUUUCAUGAUGGCAAUAAUGGAAGUAGAAUCAUUCUAACAACCCGAAAUCAUGAAGUAGCUAAUUACGCUAGAUCUGAAAGUGAUCCCCUUCAACUUCGUAUGUUUAACGAUGAUGAAAGUUGGGAGUUACUCCGGAAAAAGGUGUUUGGUGACGAAAGCUUCUCCCCUCUCCUAACAAAAGUUGGGCAAAAAAUAGCAAAAAAGUGUGGUCGGUUGCCUCUUUCAAUUGCUUUGGUGGCUGGUAUUCUAGCAGAGACGGAGAAGAAAGAAGAAUGUUGGGAACAAGUGGCCAAUAAUUUAGGUCCCCGCAUUCACAAAGACUCGAGGGCCAUUAUAGAACAAAGUUAUCAGAUGUUACCCUAUCAUUUGAGGUCUUGCUUUCUUUACUUUGGAGCAUUUCUAGAGGACAGUGUGAUUAAUGUUUCAAAGUUAACACGGUUGUGGAUCUCCGAAGGAUUUGUAAAAAGUUGUGAAGGCAAGAGCUUGGAGGAUAUAGCAAAAGGUUAUUUGGAAAAUCUUUUUGGAAGAAAUCUAGUGAUGGGAACUAAGAGGAGCUCUGGAGGUGAGAUCAAAGCAUGUCUCAUUCAUGACCUAUUGCAUGAUUUCUGCAAGGAGAGAGCAGCGGAAGAGAAUCUCCUCGUAUCGAUAAAAAGACGGGAUCAAAAUACUAAUCCUUCUUCCUGCGUUUACUGUCAUAAGCAACUUGCUCAUCGCAUGUCCAUUUAUGGUGAAGACUAUCAUAUUGGGGAAUCAAGCUCGUACUUGUCACAUGUUGGUUCUUUCAUAAUGCAUAAUCGUGUUCAUCUUACAUGUCGCGAACUCUCCCACAUUUUCUACACCUACAAAUUUCUGAAAGUGUUGGAUUUAGAGUUCACUUGUAUUGAUUCUUUCCCAACUGAUCUAGUUUACUUGAGGUAUCUUGCUGCAAAAACUUCGAAGCCGUCAAUUUCAUCAUUCAUAGCCAAUUGUUGGAAUCUUGAAACUCUGAUAAUACACAAUGAUGAAGGCAAAAUGUCAGUACCCAUUACACUCUGGGAGAUGAUUAAAUUGAGGCAUCUUCAUAUUUCGAAAUGCAGCUUUAUCAUAGAAAAUGCAGAAGAAUUACAUGAGAACUCAAAAACACUUUAUGAUCUGAAAACUCUUUCCACUCCAUGUUUUUCUUGUGUCGAGGAUGCAGAAUUGAUGUUGGGAAAAACACCUAAUCUUCGGGAACUGAAAUGCAGAGUCAAGGGUAUUGACAACUUUCAGUACUAUGUACUGAAUUUUCCAACAGGGAUUGAAACGUUGAAGAUUCAAAAUGCAAAUCCAAAGAAAAAAAUUCCCUUUUGCAUCUCUGCACCAAAUCUCAAAAACUUGAAACUAAAAUAUUUUCACCUGCAUCCUCAGCACUUAUUAGGAAUUGCUUCACUUCAGAAUCUUCAAGUACUCAAACUGGAGUGCGUGUACUUUAAAGAUAGGGAAUGGAAAGUGAGCAAUGGCGAGUUCCCUCAACUCAAAGUCUUGAAAUUACACAAUAUAAUCUCCUUACGAGAAUGGACUGUUCAUGAUGAUGCCUUUCCUAACCUUGAACACUUGGUUUUGCGUCAUUGUUACUCUCUUGAGGAGAUUCCUUCUUGUUUCAGAGACAUCUCUUCUCUAAAAUCCAUUGUGGUAAGGAUAUGCAAUGAUUCUGUUGACAAGUCAGCAAGGGAUAUUUGGGAAACACAAGUUGAAGAUUAUCAGAAUUCAGAGUUCCGGAUCUCUAUCACUAGCAAAGCUUGAAAUGUUAUUAAAGGGCGUCAAAAUAUAUAAAAGUGAACGUACGAAAAAAAUCAAGAGGAGUCAACAUAUAGUGUAUAUACAUAUAAUUUUUUUACUACAUAGUGUAUUUUUCCCGCCAA